Fonsecaea nubica is the source of this 1851-nucleotide messenger RNA. RefSeq lists its product as hypothetical. NCBI's taxonomy places the organism in Eukaryota, Fungi, Ascomycota, Eurotiomycetes, Chaetothyriales, Herpotrichiellaceae. The coding region runs from base 1 to 1851 and encodes 616 amino acids. The transcript has 2 exons. The record is from RefSeq and is a predicted model, not a curated record. Gene Ontology annotation, molecular function: transmembrane transporter activity. Gene Ontology annotation, biological process: transmembrane transport.
AUGAGAUUUCCUUGGUCGAAAGCCGGAGUGGCGGACAAACCGUCAGAUUCGGGAGUUCAAGAGAGCCAUCUGAGCCCUCCAUCGGGACAGCCAGUCUCAGCAGAUACUGUUGACCCCGAGAAGAGACCCGUCCCAGCUGAUUCGAGUGUUGGGGAGCCUGGUUUACUCGAGAAACCAUCGGCCACCACGCCAGAACAAGAUAUCCCCAUUUCAGCAUCCUCUGAUGAGAAGGCCGUGCUACAUGUAAACGAAGAUUUAUCCCGCAGAGACUCAACAGCAACUUCCGAUGCAGGCGAACCCGGCGAAGAUGAUGAAUCCAAAUACGCUAGGGGUUUGCCAUUGCACCUCUUGACGUUCGGCCUCACUCUAUCAACCUUUGUCAUUGCCCUGGACAACACCAUCAUCGCAACCGCCAUUCCCAAGAUAACCACAGUCUUCAACUCCCUAGAUGAUGUCGGCUGGUAUGGCUCCUCGUAUCUGCUCACAACGACCUCGCUGCAGCCGUCUUUCGGGAAGAUAUACACCUAUUUCAAUGUGAAAUGGACAUACAUGGUGGCGCUCUUCAUCUUCGAAGUUGGCUCGGUGCUGUGCGGCGCAGCAACGAACUCUACCAUGCUGAUUGUGGGCCGUGCUAUUGCCGGGGUUGGUGCAGCAGCGAUUUUCUCUGGCGGCAUGACCAUUGUAGCGUAUUCGGUGCCCUUGCGGAAGAGGCCCAUCUACAUUGGGCUGUUGAGCUCCAUGUUUGGGAUUGCUUCCGUUGUUGGGCCUAUUCUGGGAGGAGCGUUUACCGACCGCGUGUCGUGGCGCUGGUGUUUCUACAUCAACCUCCCUAUCGGGGCGAUCGCUAUCACGGCCGUGUUUUUCUUCUUCAAGAACCCCGAGCGCAAGCACAGCAACCUCACCAUGAAGGAAAAGAUCGGCCAGCUUGACCUCCUAGGCGCGUUCUUCCUGAUCUGUGCCAUCGUCUGCCUCCUGCUGGCCCUGCAAUGGGGCGGCACCACCUACGCAUGGUCGAACUCGAAAGUCUGGGGCUGCAUCCUGGGAUUUGGGCUGUUGAUUAUGGUCUUCACGGGCAUCCAAUUGUGGAAGGGUGACUUGGCCACGCUCCCACCACGGAUCAUGCUGAGGCAACGCACCGUGUUCGUGUGUGCGUUCUUCUCUGCCUUCCUCGCCAUGGGCCUGUAUACGCACGUCUACUACCUCCCUUUCUACUUCCAGGCCGUCAAGGGCACGACGGCCGAGCAAUCCGGGAUUCGCACGAUUCCAUACCUGGUCAGCAUCACCAUCUCAUCGAUCGUGGUCGGGGCCAGCAUCACGACGCUGGGGCCGUACGUGCCAUUUACGUGGUUCGGCUCGGCCAUCUUCGCCGUUGGGUCUGGCAUGCUAUACAAUCUGAAGGUAGACUCAUCGACAGGGACGUGGAUUGGGUACCAGAUCCUGGCUGGGACGGGCGCGGGCGCGUGCGUGCAGAUCCCUUUUAUCGCGGUGCAGGUGGUGCUGAACAAAAAGGACAUGCCUGUGGGCAACGCCGUGGCCAUCUUCUUCAACUCGCUCGGCGGCGCCAUCUCCAUCUCCAUCGCACAGAACAUCUUCUCCAACACCCUCAUCCAGGAAAUCCCCAAGUAUACCCACGGCGUCGACCCGCAGGCCAUCAUCAUGGCCGGCGCCACCCACAUCCGCCAGGUCACUCCGCCGGCCCAGCUCGCUGGCGUGCUGUACGCAUACAACGUCGCUGUUACGCACUCGUACAUUCUGUCCAUUGCCUGUGCGAGCAUCGCCUUUUUAUUCUCGCUGGGCUUUGAAUGGAAGAGCGUCAAGGGGAAGAAGAUCGAGAUGAGUGGGGGUGCGUAG